CGCGUUUCCAUUCUGGACCUGUCCAUGUCAUGUCCCAUGUGAUUGAUAUUUGUCAACCAGAGGCUCUAAUUACUCUCCCCCGGAACCAAUCUAUCCUUUUCUACAAAACUAUCAGACACCAUGCCACCUCGCAAGCGCGCAGCAGCCGAUGACGCCAGCGCUGAGUCUGUCAUCAAGCGACGCUCAACGCGCCAGGCAGCAGCAGCACCAGGGGCCAAGGCUCAGUACGCAGAGUCCGAUUCAGAGGGACCAAGUUCACCUGUGAAAUCAGCAGCGAAAACGACAAAGAAAGCCAAGGGACCAAAAGGGACGGCGCUCCCCGAUGCUGACCAUGUCAAGCCCAAGUCCAAGGGCCCUUCACAAACACACACAGCCGCCAGUAGUUCGAGAGAUGUGACGCCCAAUCCAGAUCCUGAAACCAUUCCCAGGGAGAAUCCGGAUGUUGAGCGCCACGAGGGGCAAUGGUACUGGUUGAUGAAGGCCGAACCCGAGACGCGCAUGGAGAAUGGGCACGACGUGCGGUUUUCCAUCGAUGACCUGAGGGCCUGUGAUAAGCCCGAGGGCUGGGAUGGCAUCAGGAACUAUGCAGCGCGCAAGAAUCUGCGAGCCAUGAACGCAGGAGACAUGGCCUUCUUCUACCAUUCCAACUGCAAGGUACCAGGCAUUGUGGGUACAAUGGAGAUUGUGCGGGAGGCAUCCGAAGACAUCAGCGCCCGCCGACCAGGCACGCCGUACUACGACCCCAAGUCGACCAAGGAGAACCCGAAAUGGAGUCUCGUGCACGUCGAGUUCCGCCGCAAGUUUGCGGUCCCCAUCGCCCUCCCGGAACUACGAGACCUCGGCAAGGACGACGGGCCAUUGGCGAACAUGCAGAUGCUCAAGCUCGCCAGGAUGAGUGUCAGCAAGGUCUCCAAGCAAGAGUGGGAAACGCUCUGUGCGCUGGCGGACAAGAAGGCCAAGGAGGCAGGAUUGGAGCAUGAGGACGCGUGAGU
Messenger RNA from Emericellopsis atlantica, 992 nucleotides. Its product is annotated as PUA-like domain-containing protein. The transcript is spliced from 3 exons. Lineage: Eukaryota; Fungi; Ascomycota; Sordariomycetes; Hypocreales; Bionectriaceae. Gene Ontology annotation, cellular component: nucleus. The record is from RefSeq and is a predicted model, not a curated record. The coding region runs from base 121 to 990 and encodes 289 amino acids.